AUGGCUCUGAAUACCAUGAUGAAAAACAAUAGAAAGGAAAUUAACGGGGUAUAUCUGCCUCUCCCAAAUAUGGAUCCAAUCAAUCUUCACUUCAUUACACAAAAAACUUUCGAGAAAGGAAUAGAUACUUCCGCACAGGACGGAACUCCCAAUGGCGCGCUGGAAGCGGCGAAACGAAUAUGCCUGUUGCACUCUGAGAUCGAAUGCGAAGAAGCGUUACUAAACUAUCACCGCACAAAGGCCCAAUCACUCCGACAACAAAGCAAGCCCCUCCAUCAACAAUUGCUCAAUUUGGGCGACCUCACCUCCUACUCGGCGCUACGCGAUCGAGAAGGCGAAGGAAUGGGUGUUGUUGUUGGGGUUCCUGGCUAUGACCCCGUUUACGUAGGUGCUGCAUUGAAUGCUAACAAGGAUACUAAACUCGGACUUCGGUUUUCACCACCCGAGUAG
This is a messenger RNA of Strongylus vulgaris, 450 nucleotides long. Lineage: Eukaryota; Metazoa; Nematoda; Chromadorea; Rhabditida; Strongylidae. The record is from the annotation of a GenBank genome assembly.